ACUAGUAAAACUAAAAGGAUUGAGGUAGAUAAAUUCUAUGAAAAACUGAGAACGAAAUCUGAGAGACAAUGAGCUGGUCAAGUUGCCAUGGAAUACCCCAGUUACACUCAAGUAAUUGAGUUUUCGGAGAUGGGUAUAACAUAAAAAUGUUAUCGAAUCCCGGAGUUGACGAAUACACUGUGGGCUGGAACCUGAAACUGGGGAACAUUGAAUGCAGGUCGAGUCAAUUCUCCAGAUGAAAAAUGCGUGGUAUAUUCGAAUGUAUCGUGUGAAAUUUUUGGCUGGACGUAAUUAGAUUUCAUGUUGCAUACUAUUUAAAAUUGUUAGUUUACUAUUACGUCCUUUACUCUUUAGUGGUGUGCCAUUCCGGCCCGUCCGGUUCGAGCCUGUGAGCUUGAAAUUUUAGAUGUUUGUUGUCUUCGGACGGCACAAACCCCUUAAUUUUUUGACCUUGGGACAUGUGAUUGUGCGAAUUUCAUAUGGGGAAUAUAUAUGGUGGGAUUACACAUAUUCAACAUGAAGGACACCACUCAAUUCGUUGAGGGGAAAUGCUAAUUACAAAAAUUAGAGAAACGCGAAAUGAAUAGGUCUCUGUAUUUACUACUAUGUUUAGGGAAUGCUUUACAGAACAGAUGACAAUCGAAAAACUUGAAACAUCAAUUAUAAUUAGAAGGAAAACAAAAUUUAACCCAUAAUCAUAAUAAAUUUCUGUAAGUCUCAAGAGAAAAAUAAGAAUGCUGGCCAAAUUGAUAAUAUUUUUCUCAUUGAAACAUUGAAAUGAGUCCACUAAAACUAUCAAAAAAUUCGCGAAAAGAGGCAAAUCCGUAUAGAGAGAGAUUGAUCGGAAAUUGGAAAGAGGAUCAUCCUGUCAAGUGUACGCAAUGCCACAAAUUUCAUGGGGACAAUCAGAGUCGUGAGGAGAGUCAAUUAGUGGAGGCAAAGACAUCAGAGGAGACAUUCAGUGAGGCUAAUUCCGCAGGGAAUACCGAGGACGAGUAUUCAUCAAUCAGGGGGAUGCAAGAGGGGGAGUAUCAAUCAAUAUCAUACCCUUGCCGAAGAAUGAAAACAUACGCAGAAGUAGUGCUGGCAAAACUGAAGGAGCUCCAGUGGCGUCGCGAUCUCCUGGAACGUCAUUAUACCAGCGGAGUUAAGAAAAUAAUGAAUGAUUACUUUUUCUGGGAUGGGAGGAGUCCCAACGGUCAGGCGAUGAUUGCACCGGGAAAUGAAGAACGCAUGAGAGCUGGUGGAAUGAAAAAAAAUCAAUCCUACGGGGUACGCUUGGAAUGCGGUUGUAUUCACAAUUGUGAUAGAACUCGACAGAAAAUUUUAUCAAAUUCAGCCCACAGCCCAUCAACAUCAGCUAAUUAUUCCAGCGAAUGCAAAGGGAGGUGUCCUUCGAGAUCCGAAGCUGUCCGUUCUUCCUGAAAUACUGCGUUAUUUUAUUUUUCUU
Messenger RNA from Diachasma alloeum, 1450 nucleotides. RefSeq lists its product as uncharacterized. The transcript has 3 exons. The record is from RefSeq and is a predicted model, not a curated record. NCBI's taxonomy places the organism in Eukaryota, Metazoa, Arthropoda, Insecta, Hymenoptera, Braconidae. Bases 778 to 1425 code for a protein of 215 amino acids.